Molecule: messenger RNA, 852 nt
Organism: Manihot esculenta (cassava)
Lineage: Eukaryota; Viridiplantae; Streptophyta; Magnoliopsida; Malpighiales; Euphorbiaceae
Product: ciliary rootlet coiled-coil protein 2-like
Exons: 2
Coding region: 1-852 (283 amino acids)
Source: RefSeq, a predicted model, not a curated record
AUGUUUGGUGGAAUCACUCAGGCUUCAGAUUCUCGUCUACUGGCUCUUUCUGGUCAUCUGGCCAGCUCUACUCAAGAGCAGGUGGCCUUCCGAGCUCGGUCUAGAGAGCAGCUAGGAGACACUGCCAGGGAGAUGCUUUUGAUGGUUACUGGCAUAUUCAUGGAGAUGGAUGCUCGGGAUCGUGCCCUUAGGGACACGGUGGACCGUCGGAUCGAGGAGGCAAGUCUUGAGGAGAAUUUAUCCGCGUCCAGCGAUGCCCGGGACAAUCUUGCCGCGGUCCAAGAGGACUAUAGGUCCCUCCAGUUCGAUUUACACGCAGCCAAGGAGGCCCGUAAGAAGGCAGAGGAGGAGGCAUCUGAGGUGCGAAAGCAUUCCCAGUCCCUAGAAGCAGAAUUGUCCCACAUCCGGAGGGUUCUCCAAGAGUCUGACGAGAGGGCAACUUCGGCAGAGGUUCGUUGUGGAGAAGUUUUGAAGCAGCUGUCCUCCACCGUGGAUGCUCUGCGUGAAAGGGACGAGGCCGUGGGCCAGAAGGAGGAAGUUCAGCGCCAGCAUGAGCAGCUGAAAGUAAAGUUAGAUGUUGUGCUGGCUCAAAAGAGUGAAGCUGUGGCUCGGGUUGUGGUCCUGAAGCAGGAGCUGAGUAAGCAGGCCGACAACAUUAAGGGCUUGACUUUGGCAGCAGAGGAGUCUAAACUUCAGAAUCAGCAACUCUGCCAACAAGUCAAAACCCUAGAGACGAGAUGCUCAGCCCUGUCUGAAGAGGCCAAAUUAGCCGAGGAUAAGGUCCAGUUGGAGGUUGAAAAGCAUUUGAAGGAGUAUAAGGAGUCCCCCGAGCUGAAGAGGGAGAUCCAGUAG